Molecule: messenger RNA, 549 nt
Organism: Strongylus vulgaris
Lineage: Eukaryota; Metazoa; Nematoda; Chromadorea; Rhabditida; Strongylidae
Source: the annotation of a GenBank genome assembly
UUGAUUUAUCACUGUAUCAAGCGUAUUGUCCAAUUUCAGUAUCAUGCGGAAACAAUCGCAAAUGUUCGGGAAGCAUGCGAAUUAUUCAAUGAAGUUCGUCAGAUUGGUAUUGCUCUCGAUACCAAAGGACCUGAAAUCCGUACCGGUCUUUUAGCAGGAGGAGCUAGCGCUGAGAUUGAACUGGUAAAAGGUGGCUCAAUCCGUCUCACAACUGACAACAAAUUCAAAGAAUCGGGAACAGCAGUCAAUCUCUUUGUGGACUACAAAAACAUACCCAAAGUAGUCAAUGUAGGAUCGCAUGUUUACGUCGAUGACGGUCUCAUCUCUCUCAUUGUUGACGAAAUUCAUGAUGAUGCUAUUAUUUGUACUGUCGAAAAUGGUGGCAUGCUUGGCAGUUGUAAAGGUGUCAAUCUACCCGGAACUAUCGUUGAUCUCCCCGCCAUCUCUGAUAAGGAUAUUCAGGAUUUGAAAUUUGGCGUUGAACAAGGUGUGGAUAUGAUUUUUGCCUCAUUUAUCCGAAAUGCUGAUGGAAUCCGUACUAUCAGAAAG